AUGGUGCGAUUGCUGAUUCCUGAAGGCGAGGGACAACUGCCCUUCCUUCCCAAACCGCCUGCCGCCAUUGCCACACAAAGCGACCUCAUCGCAGUACCAUGGAGAGGUUGUGUAGGCGCUGCGGUCGUUACUGGCAGCCUGGCUCUUGUUGGCCGCUCCCGACCUGGCGUGUUUCUCAAGUCCGCCGCCUUUAUUAGCGCCGUAGACCUUACCUGGACAGCAUCUGUGAUAUAUGGGCGCCAUGAGUUGAAUCGAGGUGUGUUCAAGAUGGAGAACAUACAACCCAAGCCUGGCAAGCUAUGGGAACAGACAAAGCAUUGGACUUCUGAAGAUAUGGCAUUGGUUGGUGGAGCACUAGGAAUAUUCAUGGCAUUGAAUCCGCGGGCUUUGCCAGGUGUCUAUGGUUUCUCACGAUUCUUUGGAGCGGCUAUGGUUGGAUCUGCGCUUAGCGUCAAGGUCAGCCAAUCCAUGGAUAGGCUCAAAUAUCCCCCAACACUCCUCCAGCUCUUCGAUCAGACGGUUACUACGGCUCGACAAAAGGAAUAUGAAAAGCUACAGAACGACGAAAGGGCCAAGGCAUCCCUCUCUCGAAUCGGCAAACUCGCACUCUGGUACCACUCAUCUUCGUUAAUGGGAGUUCUCCGCAGCCCUCUGCAAAUUGGGGCAAUGGGUGGCAUGCCUGGUGGACCGAUUCAAGUGGGGCAUGGAGGGAGUUCCGGGCCUGGUGGUGGCUCGUUGGCUGCACUGAAAGCUGAAAUGGAGAGAGAAACUGUCAUCCAGAUCCAGUUUAAAGAAAACGAACUUGAAGGACCUGAUGUGGAAAACGGAUAUCGUGCGUAUAAGGACGAUCUCGAGUCACGAGAUGCGAGCAAAGUACAGGAUUGGUUAGAGCAAGUCCAGGCUCUCAAAAAGCAGGUGGGCGCCGAGCUGCAAUACGUUUGGCCGCACCUUGCGCAGAGAGAAGAUGAGUUUUACCAACAUGUGCAGGAAGACAGGGAGAAGGAUAUCAUUCGUCGAGAACUACAACUGCUCAACAACAUGGCUUCUGAUCUGGUAGUUCGGUAUGCGGCCCUUGAGUAUCACGAAUACGAUGCGCAGAAGCAACUACAACAGGUUACACAAGCAGGCCCCAUGGGCACAGAGCUAGAUGCAGUUUUCCAGGACGUCACAAAGUCGUACAAAACGCCCCAACAUCCAGCUGAAGAUAUCGAAAUGAGCUAUCACGGUCCGAGAACUGUAACGGAACGAAUACGCACAACCUGGUCAAGACAAAAGGAAUUACUACGCCAUCUGGACCAUAGUAUCACCCGGGUUAGAGCCUUCGAGCCCGAGGAAGGGAGUCAUGUCGCUGAGCACGUCAAGCGUCUUGUGCAGGAUGCCGAGAUGAUGGGACGGAACAUCGAGGCCACUGAGCGAUUGUUGCAAUGGUUUGAGGAGCAAGUACGACAGGCUGAUGAGGCAGGAAAAGACGAUGCUCGUCGAGACGGAGUUUGA
Messenger RNA from Alternaria arborescens, 1494 nucleotides. RefSeq lists its product as hypothetical. The coding region runs from base 1 to 1494 and encodes 497 amino acids. NCBI's taxonomy places the organism in Eukaryota, Fungi, Ascomycota, Dothideomycetes, Pleosporales, Pleosporaceae. The record is from RefSeq and is a predicted model, not a curated record. The transcript has 2 exons.